GCUAAUGGGGUCAGUUUUGUUUCCCCGGAUCCGCCAUUUCAUUUUUUGAAGUUACUUGUGGCAAGUUACAAGGUUUUAUUCAAAAUUGUAUUGUUUUACAACUGGGUUGGGUGAGUUAUAAUCGACAUAUCAUUUCAUUCAGGCGGUCAGACACGUUUUGUUCGAGGACCGGCUUGUGGAUUUUAAAUUGAUGGGCAUAUGCAAGUUGCGAAUGUCGCCUAUUUUCCAAACGUGUUCUCCGCGCUAAAGUUUUUGUAUGAGUUGAAUGCUGUUUGAGGAUAAGGGGAGGAAAAGGGAAGGCCCGUGAAGCCUCGACUUUGGAGUGGGAGUCAUGGCCGGAAAUUUUGACGCAGAGGACCGUGCAAGUUGGUACUGGGGUAGAUUAAGUAGACAGGAGGCAGUUUCACUUUUACAAGGACAGAGACACGGAGUGUUUUUGGUGAGAGACUCAAUUACAAGUCCAGGCGACUACGUGCUGUCAGUUUCAGAGAAUUCCAAAGUCUCGCAUUACAUAAUCAACAGCAUCAGCAACAACCGGCAGUCUGGCGCAGGCCAGGCGCCUCCACAGUUCCGCAUAGGGGACCAGGAGUUUGACGCCCUCCACUCGCUGCUGGAGUUCUACAAGAUCCACUACCUGGACACCACCACUCUGAUAGAGCCCAUCAACAAGGCCAAACACUCUUUCUUGGUCAGCGCAGGUGCUGGCGGCCCGCCGCAGCGGCUGGAGAACGAGUAUGUCCGUGCCGUCUUUGAUUUCCCAGGCAACGACGACGAGGACCUUCCUUUCAGAAAGGGCGACAUCCUGCGGGUCCUGGAGAGGCCUGAGGAGCAGUGGUGGAAUGCUCAGAAUUUAGAGGGGCGUGCCGGGAUGAUCCCUGUGCCCUACGUGGAGAAGUACCGACCGGCCUCUCCCACCUCGGGGGGCCCUGGAGCAGGGGGUCCCGGUGGGGUGGGCUGUGUAGAUGGCUCCAGUGUUCAGGGCCCUCCUCUGCUAGACCCGAGCCAGUACGCCCAGCCCACACCUCUGCCCAACCUGCAGAACGGACCCGUCUUUGCCAGGGCCAUCCAGAAGAGGGUGCCCAAUGCCUAUGACAAGACCGCCCUUGCCUUAGAGGUGGGCGACAUGGUGAAGGUGACAAAGAUCAACGUGAACGGCCAGUGGGAGGGCGAGUGCAAAGGCAAGCGCGGCCACUUCCCCUUCACCCACGUUAAGCUGCUGGACCAUAAUAACCCAGAGGACGAGGUGAGCUGAGAGUGGACACUGGGCUCCUUGGGCUCCUCCCAUCCCUUACCCUGCUCUUAAAUACACACACUCACUCCCUCUCCUGCCACCAUCGCCCCUGUGCCAAUCAGCAGCCUCCUCAUGGCCACUUCCUGUUCCUCAGUUGGUCCCGUUAAGAUAAUCAUUACGCUGUGUCAUCUUCACUCACAACACCAGUAUUUAUACCACUUCAGCACCAUGGCCAGCUCUAUCAAAACACCCACAUAUACCCCUUCUAAAGAAAGACUCAGGCCUUGUCUGAUGGGGAUGAGGACAGUGACUAUGUGUUACCAAGAGGAAGAGGGGGAGUGUGUGGACAGCUAUUCAGGGAGAGGGAAAGCAGGGUAGAAAUGCUCUCUUGGACUGGAAUCGUAUACACAGACCCACGGAGAAACACUUUCUCUGACUGUCAAGGAGAGCCGUUAGGUUAACACUACAUUGUACCCAAAACUAUCAUCCUCGCUACAAAUCCACGACCAAGUAACUAGUAGUCUUUUGUAAGAAAGAAAAAAAGAACAUAUCAUUAUGAAAUUGUUGAUGACCAUUACAUGCUAAAAUCGUGUUUUUUGGGGGGGGUUUUCUGCGUUGUUUUUCUGAGAAGUAACAUUGCCAGUCCACCACUAUUACGGAGAUCUCAUCAAAUGUGUCAGCUAUGUUGUCUGCUUAUGGUAUUGUCAGGCGCUAAAUCUCUUAUUUGUUUGUCUGUCCUACAUUGCUUGUCUGUGUUUUUUAAAGUCUUUGUCUGCUCCACUCCCACUCUGAAUCACUGAAACAACAUUUUUUUAAAUAUAUUUUUUACACUGUUAACUUUUCACCUUGUUCUUAACAGUGGAGAUGCCUUUUUGUGUAUGAUCAGCCAGGGUCGCGCAUAUGUUCUGCCAUACCAUAUAAUAGCAUAGCCAAAGAUAGACUGUUAAAACAACAUGUUCAUAUGAGUUAAUGCUCAAUAUUAGUAUGACUUGGCUUUCUCCUUGCAAGAUUCAAAACUGAUUACGGUAGCAUCUACUUGUCCUCCUGUACACGUUGGUUACGAGGUCAAGGCAGGUCAUUGACACGGACUGUUCUCACUUUUCUGUUCUAGAUUCCAGUCAUCCACUAUAUUUUGAGAAUUGAUGUCUGUCCGUAUUAAUUAGUGUAAUAGAGCGAGCAAAAAAACACUUAAUUUGCGUGUAUCCACAAACCACCAUACUAUUGUUAAGAUUGUCAACUUUUGAGUAGGUGUUCUCUGUUGAUAAGAGAUCACAGUUAAUUCCACCUGUUGACACAUGACAAUCUUUCCGUCUCUAUGUAGAAAUAGGACAACGUUUGCACCCUGGCACAGCAUCACAAAUGUUAGAUGCAAAGGAGUUUACUGUGCACAGCAGAUGAGUAUCUCUGGUCCACUAUGAAUUACACCUAUAUCUGACCGUUCUUACACUUUGCACCCCACUGAAUGUGCCCCUGAUAUUCACAUGGAUAACUUCACCUCCUUGAGUGCUUUCCCACAGAUUUAGGGGGAGGUGAAUUGAGAAGUGGAUGACCUUGUCCUCUGUAGCACUGGCCACUAGGGUGCACUGCAACAGCAUUAGGCAGAGAGGUUCUGGGAGAACCUAAGUGCUAGGCUGCCUCUGAGCCUUAGCCCGUGUUGAUCAAUACAGUAGUCUGUGUUGAGGUUGCUAUAGGUGAAAUGUGUUUUGGUUUUUUCAGAAUGCACUUCAAGCCAUUUUUUUUUUUUUACAAUUACUUAUCAAGUCUGACCCCUCCCUUUUCUUGCCUUUAUUGUGCCAAUAUGUAAUUUCUGCUGUGUUCAUUGUCUGUGGCUUUUAAAAAUAUAUAAUGAAGGUAAUUUAGCCCCCCAAAAAGCAGCUGUGAAAAAUCUAAAAGCAUUAUCAGGGUGUGAAGUGUACAGAAAUGAUUAUGGUAAUACGAGUUAAACUCCAAUGAUGUAGUACCUCGUCAAAAAUACACUGCAUAGUCCAGAUUAAUAGAAUAUAUAACCUUUUAACGAUUGGAUUGUCCGUGAACAAAAGGGGUUUUCCCAUUGCCCACAAACUGGUACCAUUUCUCUGUGUAAUUGUUGUUUUGCCAAUUAAUGCCACAACCUAUGUUUAUGGGCAGGGUUGGGUAGGUUACUUUCUAGAUGUUACUAGUUACCUGUCAAAUUGUAGUCAGUAAUAUCUUUUGGAUGACUCAAACUCAGUAACAUGAUCUGAUUACUUUGUUACUUUUUUGAGUACUUUCCCAUUUAUAAGCAUUAGAAGCAGAUAAAAAGGAACCAUCGAAUGCAUUUGGUGUGUCGUCAUAAUGGUCUCUAACUUGUGGUCAAACUCACUCAGGUGGAACAACUGUAAACUUGCGCCUUUUUUCAAUGCUGAUUUUAAUGUCAUUGAGAAAACAGAAAGGUGUCAUUUUUUUUUCUUUUUUUUUUUCGCCAACACCCUUUCUGAAUUUCAAAGUAAUCCACGAAGCAAUCUAGUUUUUCAAGACUAUUUGUAAGAUGGUUACAAUAUUUUUGCUGGUAAUGUAAGUGAUUACAGUUAGUUCCUUUUGUAAUCAGCUACUCCAGUAUUAACAUUUGUUCAAUCAUGUCUGCAUUUUCCAUUCAUUUUCUCAGUGCAUGCCUGUUGCUUAUGUAAUCUGCUCUUAUUUUAAUGCCAAUAAAUAUUCUAAAGUAUUGUAUUUUUGUAACCCUGUGUAAGUCAUUACCUUUCAUAAUGGGGCUUGGUUGGCAACCGCGAAUGGAAAUUGUGAUAUCAAAAUGUGCCAUUGUAUUAUAACACUAUAUAUUAUUUUAAGACAAUUGAAAUGACCUUUUUAUUUUCUGUAGCAUGUAAUGUGUUAAGAUAUACAUAGUAAAUAAAGUCAAAGGAUUGGCAAAUGAAAAUACUGUACCCUAGCAAUCUUGUUGAUUGUCAUAAAUUGAUGAGAUCAAACUGCA
Oncorhynchus mykiss (rainbow trout) is the source of this 4178-nucleotide messenger RNA. Its product is annotated as adapter molecule crk. Gene Ontology annotation, cellular component: cytoplasm. NCBI's taxonomy places the organism in Eukaryota, Metazoa, Chordata, Actinopteri, Salmoniformes, Salmonidae. The record is from RefSeq and is a predicted model, not a curated record. Gene Ontology annotation, biological process: cell migration; enzyme-linked receptor protein signaling pathway. Gene Ontology annotation, molecular function: receptor tyrosine kinase binding; signaling adaptor activity.